AUGCCGGCGAUGAAGGGACUGCUCGCGCCUCAGAACACAUUCCUGGACACCAUAGCAACGCGCUUUGACGGCACACAUAGCAAUUUCAUCCUGGCUAACGCACAAGUAGCAAAGGGGUUUCCCAUAGUUUACUGUUCAGAUGGCUUCUGCGAGCUCACGGGUUUCACACGCACUGAGGUCAUGCAGCAAAACUGCGCAUGCAGGUUUCUUUAUGGGCCUGAGAGCAGUGAACACGCCAUACGGCGUGUGGAUUCUGCUCUUGAAGAGCGCAGUGAGCUUAAAGAGGAGAUCAUGUUCUACAAGAAGAAAGGUUGUGUGUUCUGGUGCCUUCUGGACAUUGUGCCUAUUAAGAAUGAGAAAGGCGAUGUUGUUCUCUUCCUUGCUUCAUUCAAAGACAUCACAGACACCAAGGCAAAAGUUGAAAAGAAAGAAGUGUAUCAUCAUGGCCAGAUCAAAAGUGGACCUCCAUUCGGCACAGCUCAGGUUCGCUCUAAUACCGUCCUCUAUCACAUCUCAGGACAUCUCCACAACCGGCAGAAACAAAACAAAAUCAAACUCAACAAGAAUGUUUUCGGUGAUUCGCCAGCUGUGCCGGAAUACAAAGUUGCAGAUGCCAAGAAGUCGAAGUUCAUCCUCCUCCACUUCAGCACAUUCAAGGCUGGCUGGGAUUGGCUAAUCCUGCUGGCUACUUUCUAUGUGGCUGUGACUGUGCCGUACAAUGUAUGUUUUAUUGGUGAUGAAGACUUAACACGCAGCACCACUGUCAGUGACAUUGCUGUGGAGAUCCUCUUUAUCAUUGACAUCGUGCUUAACUUUCGCACUACAUAUGUGAGCACAUCUGGGCAAGUGAUCUUUGAUGCACGGCAGAUCUGCAUCCACUAUAUGACCACCUGGUUAAUCAUUGACUUGGUGGCCGCACUGCCCUUUGAUCUACUCUAUGCCUUCAAUGUUAGUGUGGUCUCAGUUGUGCACUUGUUAAAGACAGUACGUUUGCUGCGCCUGCUGCGUCUGUUGCAAAAAAUGGACCGCUACUCUCAGCACAGCACAGUGGUGCUCACCCUGCUCAUGUCCAUGUUUGCCCUGCUGGCCCACUGGAUGGCCUGCAUCUGGUAUAUCAUUGGAAAGAAAGAGAUGGACAGCAAUGUGCACACCACUUGGGAUAUAGGUUGGCUGCAUGAGCUGGGAAAGCGUUUGGAGCUCCCUUAUACCACAGUGAAUGGCUCAGCUAACAGCGGUCCAUCAUUGCGCAGUAUCUACAUCGCUUCACUUUACUUCACUUUCAGCAGUCUGACCAGUGUGGGCUUCGGCAAUGUCUCCGCUAAUACUGAUGCUGAAAAGAUCUUCUCUAUCUGCACUAUGCUUAUUGGAGCACUCAUGCAUGCUCUAGUGUUUGGUAAUGUGACCGCCAUCAUUCAGCGCAUGUACUCACGCUGGUCCUCAUACCAUACACGCACUAAAGACCUGAAGGACUUCAUAAGAGUGCAUCACCUGCCGCAGAGCCUCAAGCAGCGUAUGCUAGAGUACUUCCAGACUACCUGGUCUGUCAACAAUGGCAUCGAUUCAAAUGAGCUCCUGAAAGACUUCCCUGAUGAGUUGCGUUCAGUCAUUGCAAUGCACCUGAACAAGGAAAUUCUGGAGCGGGCUGUGUUCUCAUCUCUAAGUCAUGGUUGUCUGCGCUCUCUGUCGCUGCACAUAAAGACAACAUUUUGUGCACCUGGAGAAUACCUCUUGCGGCAAGGAGAUGCACUGCAGGCCCUCUUCUUUGUCUGCUCUGGGUCCAUGGAGGUGCUCAAGGAUGGAAUGGUGCUUGCUAUUCUCGGUAAAGGGGACCUGAUUGGGGCCAACUUGUCUGUGGAAAACUGGGUGAUAAAGACAAGUGCAGACGUGAAAGCACUGACAUAUUGUGAUUUGCAGUGCAUUAAUCUGAGGGGACUGUAUGAGGUGCUGGACCUGUAUCCUGAGUACUCCCACCACUUUGUCCAGGAUAUCACACAAGACCUCACCUACAACCUCAGAGAGGGGCAGGAGAGCCAUGUAAGCCAUGCAACUUUUAUGUCCUGGGCCCAUAUCCUUGGUCACACUCACAUCUCCAUUUGGAUACAAUAACUAUUCUUCUUCAGUUUCAUAUGU
Messenger RNA from Ictalurus punctatus (channel catfish), 2130 nucleotides. It is a transcript of the gene kcnh8, whose product is annotated as potassium voltage-gated channel, subfamily H (eag-related), member 8. Gene Ontology annotation, molecular function: voltage-gated potassium channel activity. Gene Ontology annotation, biological process: regulation of membrane potential; potassium ion transmembrane transport. Bases 1 to 2106 code for a protein of 701 amino acids. Lineage: Eukaryota; Metazoa; Chordata; Actinopteri; Siluriformes; Ictaluridae. The transcript has 11 exons. Gene Ontology annotation, cellular component: membrane. The record is from RefSeq and is a predicted model, not a curated record.